This is a messenger RNA of Oncorhynchus gorbuscha (pink salmon), 8362 nucleotides long. Its product is annotated as sickle tail protein homolog. Bases 351 to 6119 code for a protein of 1922 amino acids. The record is from RefSeq and is a predicted model, not a curated record. Lineage: Eukaryota; Metazoa; Chordata; Actinopteri; Salmoniformes; Salmonidae. Gene Ontology annotation, cellular component: cytoplasm. The transcript has 20 exons.
GAGAGAGAGAGAGAGAGAGAGAGAGAGAGAGAGAGAGAGAGAGAGGGCUUGUGCCUCUCCCAAUGCAGACCGUACUGCAAGGCACAGCACAGCGCGGGAGAGUGCACACGUGGAAUCGACUCUCAGCUGAUGAACUACAGUCUAUCUAACUAAGGAGCUGGGCUUUGUCUUAAAAUACAUUUUUCUUGUAGGCGACAGACAGCUCAGCUUUCGCGUCCAGUCAAUACUUGACACUCACCCAGAGAGUUUGAUUACCAACUGGAUUGACUGACUGACAGAAGUGUGUGAGAGAGAGAGGAGCAAGCCGGAGGGAUAUACAAGACGCCCUGGAGUAUCUGACCGGUGGAAAGAUGACAUCCAAGUCAUCCAGGCAGGGCAGACCCUCCUCGGCAGGGUCCAAGCAGCCCUCUCAGAGGAAGGAGUGCCCGGCAGGUAAUCGCUCCUGUAUGCUGCGGGUCGGGGAGAGGCUUAUGAGGGCUGGGAGUGAGGGGAACCUACAUGCUGUGAGACCCAAACCCGCCCAGCAGACACCACUGGAGGGGGGACACCAAAAGUCUGGCUCCAUCACAACCAAAGAGUCAGGAAACAACAACCGAAGACUGUCAUCACCUGAGGAUGUAAAGCGCCUCCACAGACAUCAGAACCUAGAGAACCAGAACCACCACUCUGAGCCACACUCCCCUAGCACUGUCCCCAGGAGGUACACCAUCGGAGGGCAAGGGCACCGCAGCACCAGGGACCCCCUGACCAUGCAGCACGCUGACAUAGAGAGGAAGAAAGAGGUGUUCCUGGAGCACCUGAAGCAGAGGUAUCCUCACCAUGCUGCUGUCAUCAUGGGCCAUCAGGACCACCUCAUGGGCCAUCAGGAUCGCCUCAGAGAUGUCAGGAGCCCCCCGCAUUCUGUCAGCCCCCCGCCCGGUGUAGGGGAGCAACUAGAGCACCUCUCCGUGGUCUCUCUGGAGUCUAAGGAGACCAUGUCAGAGGGAGAUGGUCCUGCUGCCUUCACCCGGGGCUGUCGGGCACGGGCCAGCCUGCCGGUGGUCCACUCUGCCAACCAGACCAGGGACAGAUCACUAGGUGUGCUGUACCUGCAGUACGCAGAGGAGACCAAGCAGAUCCGGAUGCCCAAUGAAAUCACCAGUGGAGACACCGUCAGGGCUCUGUUUGUGAGUGCCUUCCCCCAUCAGCUCACCAUAAAGAUGCUGGAGUCUCCCAGUGUGGCCGUCUACAUCAAGGAUGACACAAGAAAUAUAUACUACGAGCUAACUGAUGUCAGAAAUAUCACACCUGGCUGCUGUCUGAAGGUGUACCACAAAGACCCUGCACACGCCUUCAAUCGCAGCAACGCAAGGUCCAACAAUGCCGACGGCGGGAUACCAAGAGAGAUACUGUAUGGAAGUCAUAGCCCUGUCCACACUUUACAAUCCACCCGCAUUCCUACCCACGCCAUUCAGGGGUCCAUGUCUCCCCCCAUGGCCCGCUCCAUGCCCUCCUCCCCCUCCAGGAUCCCCUAUGGUCGCCAGGCUGGGGGAGGGGUGCCAGGCAGUGCCACCCUCCCCAGGGCCAGCAUGUCCAGCGGGCCACCCAGCAGGUCCGUCACCCCCUGCCCCAGCGCCAUCCUGGAGAGAAGAGAUGUCAAACCUGAUGAGGACCUGAGCAGUAAGAGUAUGGCGCUGGUGCGUGCCGGCGGGUUGUAUGUCAACGUCACUGACCCCUAUGCUGUCCAGGAGGGCCGGCUGAGUAUCGCCUCCUCACAGGGGGGCAGCCACAUGGGGGACGUGGUCGACAUGGGUGGUGGCCUCCUCCGGGCUUCGGGCAAGUCCACAGCUUCCUAUUCAGAGAACCCAGAGCAGCAGCACUCCCUCUACAGGCAGAAGUGCCGGAGAUAUGGUGAAAACCAGGGACUACCGACGUUCGGCACCAAAACGCCACCACCUUCCCCUCACAGAGUGAAUGAGGUCAGGAUGAUUGACAACCAUGGCCCUGUGGCCCCGGAGAGAGGGUCUCCUAUUCGCCGGUCCCUGCGGAGGGAGAGUAAUGGUAAUACUGUGGAGGUGGUGAACAGGACCAGGGGUGGUGUGUCCUCUGUGUCCUCUCCUGUGUUCCUGGAGUUCCCCCCAGGGCACCAUGGCGACAAAUUGUUCCAGGGUCCCCUCACCCCCAAUGACCCUCAGACCAGUGAGAGAAUGAAGGCCAUGGAACAACAGAUCGCCAGUCUUGCUGGCCUUGUUCAGCAUGCACUUUUUAUUGGGCCAGCUGAGAGAGAUGGGAGGACUGCUUCUCCUUUUCAUGUAAACAACAGUGCAGGAGUGUCACCAGUUCCUGCAGCCAGAAGCCCUGCCCUCCUGGCAGACGCCGCCAGUGCUCUAGUCUCUCAGGCCCAUCCCCCUGAUCCCGCCCUGCAGGUCACACUGACCACUGUCAGGAGGAACGUCACUGAUCUGCGACAGCAGCUGCACCAUCUCAGACAGCUACAGAUGCAGAACCAAGACAGUGUGAGGGUGAUGCUGAAGAGAGCGGAGCAGGAGCUGACUGGGGUUAUGUCUGAGACCUUACAGAGACAGCAGCAUGAGACAGAGCCUGCCCAGAGACAGAGGACCACAGUGGAUGAGGAGAGACACAAGUACCUGGCCAUGGAGGAGAGAGUACUAGCCCAGCUCAGGGAGCUGGAGGAGUACGUAGACUGUCUGAGAAGAGACGUGUCCUCUUGCCCAGGUCAGCUGUCAGUCACCCUCAGGGAUGUGGAGGAGGGAGCUGUCAACCUCAGGAGGGUGGGAGAGGUCUUGGCUGGGCUUAAAGGUGAGUUUCCUAGCCUCCAGGGGAAGAUGCGGACAGUUCUGCGUGGGGAGGUAGAGGCAGUGCACUUUCUGAAGGAGGAGCCUCACAAGAUGGACAGCAUGCUUAAGAGGGUCAAAGCCUUGACAGAAGCUCUCAGCGGUCUCAGAAGAUGUGUCACAGAGAAUCAUCCUCACGAUCCCGAGCCUGGAGCAGCCAAAGCAUUCAUAGAGGGGGCUGUAGUAGAGCCUGCCAUUGCCCAGUCCGAUCCCCCACUGAGGAAUCGCCCCACCGUGGAGUCCCCCAAUCCCCAGCCCAGGUCCUCUGUCAGACCGCCCCUACCCCAGCUUCAGGGCCAGAACCCCGCAGUCAGGCCAGACAUGGCCCCCACGUCUCCUGUCGUCAUCCACCGUGUGAAGAGCUCUCCCGUCGAUAUGCAACCGUGUCAGCACUCAGUGGCCCUGCCGCACCACCACCACCCCAGCCCCCCCGCUGACCCCCACCCAUGGCCGAGACUCCCCCACCGUGGCCAAGGUCAGUCCCCGCAGUCGGGAGAACAGCCCAGCCCUGCAGAAGAGAAUGAUCACCUGGUGCGGAGAUGGACCGGCCCCCACGGCUUCUGCCAGUUCUCUCAGAAAGCUGCAGAGAGAGAGGGGGACCUGGAUGAGGGGAGGCCACCACAGAGAUCAGCCACCCCUGCUGGGAGUCAGUUUGAGCAGAUUCUCCAGGAGGCCAAGGCCAGCCUAAUGAUGGCCAUCCCUGACUUAGAGUUUUCCGAGACGGGGAGGAGUGAGUCUCAGUCUCCCAAUCCACACCUAGCUCCAGACCAGCCAUCUAUCCCCCAGACCCUCCCAGACCCAAAGAUGCCCCUCAACACUCCACUGCUAGACAAGAUGGAUGUUCCUGAACCUACUGAGGCAUCUCUUCCAGAACCCACUGAGCCAGCUAAUGUGGCUUCUGAGAUGACUGUUCAGGGCAGCCCUGAGCGACCACACAGGCCUAUGGUUGAGAAGCCUCGCAGGCCCAGUGUGGAAAGAGAGAUGAGGAACAGCCCAGAGAAAGCAGGGAAGUCCCCUCCACCGCCCCCACCACGGAGGUUCUUCACCUCACCAUCAAGCCCAGGGCUGACCACAGGGAGGUCUGGAGAAGUCGUCUUUACUACCAGGAACGAAGCUGCCACCACACGGGACGAUGAAGAGGAGGUGUUCCUUCAACCCAGUCCCAAACCCACCAGACAGCCCCCAGAGGUCAAGCCCAAGCCCCAAACCACAUCUGUUAUCACAGCCUCAGCUGAGCCAGAGGAAGAGGAGGAUGAAGAAGAGGAUGAGGAGGAUACAUUCAUGAAGGAACUACAGGUGUUUCAGAAGUGCACUCUUAGAGAUGUAGGCACAAAGUGCGUUGUAGACCUCACAAGCACUGCAUCACAAGUCAGACAGAUAGAACCAGAGCUCUCCCUUUCACCCAAAGUCCCUAAGGAGAGUCAGGAGAACCAGGGUAAAGACAAAUGUGUGCUCAACACCGAUGAAAACAGAUUUGACACUGUACCAAAGUGUACCAGGGUCAUGUAUUAUGUUAUGGGACAGAUAUCCAAUGAAAAGCUUCCAUCGGGAAGAACAGACCAAUCGGAAGGGAGAGAGGGAACAGUGUCCCCCUCACAGGUGGCAAACACAAAUAUGCUUGACUCCCAGCAGCUAGAGUUACUAACAGCAGAUGAGUCACCUCUAGUGGUGGAGUGCGAAGAUUGUCCUCCUGAAACACAAAAGAUAGCAGUUGGAGAAGAUAGUGAGAAGGCGAGCCUCGUAGAUGAGAAUGAGCUGAAGGAUCCUGUUGAGAGUCAGAAAGAGGAGGUGGCUGAACCUGUGUGUUCUACAAUACCUGCAGAGAAGAAGGACUUACCUGCACCUACCGAAUUCAGCACUCAUCCUGCUAACAGUAUACCAUCAUCUCCACCAGUACCAGUAAAUCAGUCUAUGACUAUUAUAGCUCAGGAGGGUUCAGGUAGUCCAGUGUCUCCUCCACCAGUAGAGAGUGUGAACCUGGAUGACAGCCAGAGCCAGCAGGUAGUAUUUAGGUCAUCCAGAGGCAGAGCACCACGGUAUGUAGAGGAGAGCAGCAGCCUGAGCCCUGACCUCCCCGACGAGGAGGGCUCUCCUCCCCCUGAGAACAUCUCCUUCAUGAUGAUUACCAGCAACAGAGUGCAGGCUCUGUCCACCAGGCAGUACCAGGAGAUAGUAAGUAGGACCAACGGGUCCGAGGUUCAGACCGUCAAGGUGGGGAACGACACCACUACCAGCGUCAGCCAGGAGGAGCACUGUGGCUUCGAUAGGAAGCCUGUGAUCAUCAUAUUCGAUGAGCCCAUGGACAUCCGGUCGGCCUACAAGCGUAUGUCCACCAUCUUUGAGUGUGAGGAGGAGCUGGAUGUGAUGCUGCACCAGAAGAGCAUUGAAGAGGAGAACGAGGAAGCAGAGAAGAAUGUACCUCAGGUAAAGCCUAACACUGAUCUCCAACAGGCAAAUAAGACAGCAGUGACAGAAAACACUGCAAACGGUCACAGUAAUUCUCCUGCUGUGGUUGCGCAACAGACAAGUACAUCAGAGUGCUCAUCGCCAGAACAGUCUAAAACAGAGUCCUCAAAUGACAGCAAACCAGAGUCCAAAAAUAAGUUCAAAUUCAAGUUCCCAACAAAAAAGCUGGCGGCCAUCAGCCAAGCGAUUCGCACUGGGACCAAAACAGGCAAGAAGACGCUCCAGGUGGUGGUCUAUGAGGACGGGGAGGACGGACACAUGAAGGAGACCAAGAGGUUUGAGAUCAACAGCAGCAAACCCCAAACUGACUCCAAUCACCUCACCACUGUGAAUAACGUAAUGUCAUCAAGCACUCUCGCCUGGUCAAACUCUAAACACAGAACAGAGGCGAUCUGUAAGAACACCUACGAGUCCAGAAACAGUUUAGAUGAGACCAUUAAAAAGCGGGAGAUCAUCGUGGAUAAUAUAAGCCCCUCUGCACUUAAGAUAGACUCCUGUGAAGAGUCUCCAUCCACUAUGAAACUCAAACAAGAGAGGGAGGGCAGUCCCUCCAAGAGGUCUGCCCCUCCUCAGGUCUCUAAGUCCCUUAAUCCUCAGAGUAAGAAGUCCAAACCACAACUUCCACAGCUUCCCAGACCGUCCAUCACGAGCAGCUCCAAGAAACAGAAUACCAGUGGCUCUCCUUCUUCAAGUCAGAUGUCACGUUCUGCAUCUGCAAAGUCCUGGCAGCAACCAGCCGGGUCAGCUGACAAACCAGGAGGAAAAGCUCAGAAGCUCCAGGGCAAUCAGAAGCAGUUUCGACAGGUAGUUUUACUAUAAGAUGGCCUGUGUCAGGAAGUAUUGGAGCAACCACUUUCAUGAUGUAGAGAAGUGCGUUCAUGUAAAGCAUUGGAAACUGUACAAUUAUGAGAUGUUUGUUGAAUCCAUGCGUUCUCUGUCUUGUUCUCCUAUGUCUUCAAGACCUUUUGACUUACCAUAUGUACCCUCUUCACGUCUAUAUGCUCCAUGAGCAUGCUCAGCAUGUAACUUUCAGUCCCUUGGAGAUGGAGACAAGGAUAGAAGAUUGCCAAGGACAUAUUUACUUCACUUUUUGAAGAUCUCCUUGAAUUAAGCAUUUUCAUUUUUUUGCAAACAAAUGCGAUUCUCUAAACUUAAACUAAAGCAACUCAAAUGAUCCAUGUAAAUUCACCCUUUGUCAGCUAUCCAAGUAUUCUUUAACCCUCUUCAUCUCACCCUGAGUAGCAUGAUAUUUAUGUCAUAAACAUUGCGUGUGCUUGAUGAGUAAGUGCAUUUAAUUGGUUAAUUAGUGGGCAUCAUUAACCCUUCAGAUCAUUUCCUGACUUCAUCUGUUUCCCUGUGGUUGUUUAUAUUUUCAAUUAAUCAUAUAUUUUUUUGUGUAUUUUAGUGCCAUCUGUUUGCUUUGUAAAAUUGUUUAUUUAUCUUUGUAUAAUAACACUUCUUUUGCCUUUCUUGACAUUCCAUGUCUCCUGCCAUCUUUGUUUCGCAGGCCAUCAGAAGUACUAAGAAAGCAGGUGGGGAUAGUAACCAUUCUUUCCUUGCUUUACCUGCUUCUAAGAUCCCAGCCUUUUGUCAUAGCUCUGGAAAAAACACGUCAUCCCCAGAUCCUAACUCAGUGCCUAACCCUAUUAAAUCACCUUCAUCCUUCCCAUCCUCCUCACACAAGUCUUUCAUCCCGUCUCUUAAUCUGAGUCGUCUCGUCCCUCCUAGCCCGUCUCUCAAUGACAGACGUCAAAAUCUUUCCCUCUCGUCUCAAACCCAAAAUGGCCGACCCAGCCAUUUCUCUUACUGCUCAUCUUCCUCUUCCUCCUCCAACUCCCCCUCUUCCAACUCAUCCUCUUUGUCCCCCACAUCCACGUCCUCCACCUCAUCCUCCCCUCCCUCCUCUCCCCGACUGCCAUGAGUCAAGGUGCAAGGAGUAUCCACCGCAUUGCACAUAUACCCAGCUUCACCGGUCACAAGAUGCAGUGUGGACACAGCGGCAAAACCACACAAACACCAGCAGCUUCUUUAUCCAAGGACACAUCAUGUUCUUUUUAUAUCUAUAAAUUACAGUGGAGGGAAAUGCUGUUUUCAUGGCAACAUAAUACAAUUGCAGGGCAGUCUUGUUUCUCUCUAUCUCCAUACGUUUUUGAUAAUGAACAGUUUGAAAAAGAAAAUACAUUGACCUUGUUUUCAUUCAAAACUCACUUUGAGCAAGAGGAUCUUUUUAUUUCUGCCUCAGCUUUUGUAUGAUGAUAACCAUAUUAACAAGAUAACUACUUUGCAUUACAAAUGAUCAACACAAAAAGGUGCAAACAUUCUAGAAUUAAUGCUAAUGCAGUUUAGUGGUGCUGGAAAUCUGUAUUUUAUUUUUAUUGCUGUGAGAAAUCUUUGGUUUAAUUGAUGGUGUUGAAUAUAAUGUAUAUUUUAUAAGAAUUUGAGUGACAGAUAAUAUGCAGAUUUGAUCUAAAAUAACAAUUUAUUAUAUAAGGAAAUCAAAUGAUUUUGGGGAUAGAUAUAGUAUAUUGCAUCUAGCAUCUGUCAUUCGCUUGUCAUCUGUCAGAAUCUCUUCUAUGCAAUGAUCUUAGAUUUGUAGAGUGUGAGUGGAACUUGGUGAUUUCUUAAGCUUCCUAUGCACUGCCAAAUUGUUUGAGCUAACAAGAUAGCUAUAGAGGACUUUUAUGGCAGUAGAUGUGGUAAAUGCCAAAGUAUUUGGUUUUAUUUGGUUUUACAGACCAUGUAUCUAAGACAUGCACUGUGUGGAUGUUGUAAUGUUUUCCUUUGGGAUGGCACCUACUUAUUUUAACCAAAUAGCUUACUGUGAUACUCUUAUAUUCAUAUCAGUAACUGGUGUUUACAUUCAUACUUAGUGACAGAAGUUUACAUACAAGUACAUUAUAGAGAUUUGACAUAUUUAUCUGUAAUAUUAGAGAACUAUUGUGUUUGCACAAUCUAUUUAGUGUUCUCUGAUUUUGUAAAGCUGUAAACCAUGUUGUAAAAAUGUAUUGUGGAAUGAAAUACUUGUGAGGUUGAAAAACUAAUAAAGGGCUUUCUGUUAGUGA